This is a messenger RNA of Meloidogyne enterolobii, 683 nucleotides long. The record is from the annotation of a GenBank genome assembly. NCBI's taxonomy places the organism in Eukaryota, Metazoa, Nematoda, Chromadorea, Rhabditida, Meloidogynidae.
UUGUUGGAGGCAAAUUAUAUACUUGUACUCGCUGCAAAUCUUCAUUCCAUUUUGUUUGCCACUUUCCUCCUUUGAUGGUGAAUAAUAAAAGGGUGGAUACUCGCAAUUGGAUUUGUAAUAGAUGUCAAAUGGAAAUUUCUCAAAAAUUUGAAUAUAUUGCACAUUUAAACAGUCAGGAUCCACAACAACGAGAAGAUUUCCACAACAAAAUUUUUAUUCGCUUUUUGAUCAAAAAUCGUUACAAAAACAAAACGUUGAGGGAUCUUGCAAAGGCCAUGCGUGCUUUAAAUUCCAGAGAAUUUUCACUAGGAAGUCUUGGAGUGGAUGAUUGUUAUUAUAAACUACCUUUUGAUGAAUUAUUUAAUUUAAAGAAUGAUCAAAAUUUGGCCAAAAAAUCGUGUUUUUAUUGUCGAAGGUUAGAAGAAAAACAUGUUAUUUCUUGCGAUUUUUGCCAUGCAAAGUUUUGCUUUGAUUGUUUGACACCUCCAUUAACUGCCUGCUCGAAUGAACGGUUUAUGUGUCCUUUACAUGUUGAGAAAUUUGUUGUAGGUAUUUUUUUUAUUAAAUUUAGUCUUUUAAUUGUUAACCUUUUAUGUGUUGUCAUUCUGGUUUUUAGUUUAGUUUUCGAUGACGAGUUUGUGGAUGUGAAUCCAGUUUGGCUUUUUUUGACUUGAAACAAGUCG